Messenger RNA from Triticum turgidum subsp. durum (durum wheat), 516 nucleotides. NCBI's taxonomy places the organism in Eukaryota, Viridiplantae, Streptophyta, Magnoliopsida, Poales, Poaceae. The record is from the annotation of a GenBank genome assembly.
AUGCCACGGAGAUUCUCGAUGGAGGGUCUCCCAGAGGCACUGCUUUUAGAGGUCGUCAAGAGGGUUACCAAGACAAGUGAUCGUAAUUCUCUUUGCCUCGUGUCGAAGCAGCUCUGCACCAUCGAGGCGGAGCAUAGGGAUGAUAUCCGUCUUGGCUGUGGACUCAACACUAGGACAGAAGCCUUGGUAUCGCUGUUCUCCCAGUUUCCCAAUUUGGCGAAAGUAGAGAUCAAUUAUUCUGAAUGGAAGCACAGUGACGGGGACCAGUUGAAAAACCAAGGCCUCCUUGUUCUAUCAUCUCACUGCCACUCGCUGUCCGAUCUUGCUUUAAGCUUCUGCUCAUACAUCGAUGACAUUGAUCUUCCUUAUCUAGUAGAGAGCAAAAAUUUGAGGUCCCUCAGGCUAAACCACACACCAGCAGUAACUUCUACUGGGAUUUUGCAGGUGGCGGUCGGUUGCAGGUAUCUUUCGGUUCUCCACCUUGUUGACUGCACGGCAAUAGACAAGAUGAAGUGA